AAGCUGUUGCAGCUGUUGAAUUAGCAGCGCAGUUUGGAAACAAGACCGGGGAACCGCUGCGUUAAGACACGAUAACAUAAGCACUUUGACCCGCUGGGUGUCACUUUAUUCAGCAAAAACUGUCGCGUCAUCAACAUCCUGUUUCUGUUACCAUCGUUCACUGUGUGUGAGGAGCCGGGAGGACGUAAAUAAACCAGCGUGGACUUCUUCUAUAUACCUCAUGAGAAAUGGGUGGCCAGGUGUCGUCAGUGGAGAGCGUGCACGUGGUGGUGGUGGGGGGGGGCUUCGGGGGCGUGGCGGCGGCUCAGCAGCUGAAGUCUCGGGACCUGAACUUCACUCUGAUCGACACGAGAGACGCGUUUCAUCACAACGUGGCCGCGCUGCGAGCGGCGGUGCAGCCCGGCCUCGCUCAGAGAACCUUCAUCCCCUUCAAGGACACGUUCGGAGACAGUUUCCUUCAAGGUCGAGUGGAACGAGUGGACGUGGACAGACAGACGGUCGUCCUGUGGGGGGGGAGGGAGGUCGGGUUCUCUCACCUCAUCCUGUGCACCGGCACCGACGGGCCGUUUCCUGGAAGCUUCACCUCGGAGGCGUCGAGUCAGAGCGGCGUCCGGGCGUACGAGGACUUCACCAAACAGGUCCAGGCUGCAGACUCUGUGUUGGUGGUGGGGGGGGGGUCCACCGGUGUGGAGAUGGCUGCUGAGAUCAAGACGGAGCAUCCAGAGAAGAAGGUGGUUCUGAUUCACUCCCGGAUCGCUCUGGCCGACCCGGAGCUGCUGCCCAGCGUCCGACAUCAGGCCAAAGAAGUUCUGCUGCAGAAAGGAGUGGAGCUGGUGCUGGGUGAGAAAGUGGACAACCUGUCGCAGCUGCAGCUCAACGUCACCAACAAGAACAUGGAGGUGACCACGGAGCGGGGGGGGACUCUGUCCACGGACCUGAUCGUCUGCUGCACUGGACAGAAGGUCAACUCUGCAGCGUACCACUCCAGCUUCUCCGCCAGCAUGGCCUCCAGCGGCGCUCUGAAGGUCAACCAGCACCUGCAGGUUCAGGGUUUCACCAACGUCUACGCCCUGGGCGACUGCACUGACGUCAAAGAGCCCAAGAUGGCGUACCACGCCCAACUGCACGCCGCUGUGGCUGUGAAGAACAUCGUGAGCAGUGUGAGGGGGGGGGAGCUGACGUCCUAUCACACAGGUAGCGUCACCAUGUUGCUGGCGAUGGGCCGGGACGCCGGCGUCGGCCAGUUCAACGGCUGGAAGCUUCCAGGAUGUGUCGUUGUUCUGGGGAAGAGUCGAGAUCUGCUGCUGGGGAAGAGCUGGAGGGAGAUGAAGCAACAACAACCCUGAGACACACACACACACGUUUGUACUUCAUGUUGUGCAUAAUGCAUUGAACAUGAUAUCAUAAAAUGGUGUGCCUUUCGCCAUUCAAUAAAUGUGGUCAUCAG
This is a messenger RNA of Pleuronectes platessa (European plaice), 1447 nucleotides long. It is a transcript of the gene aifm2, whose product is annotated as apoptosis inducing factor mitochondria associated 2. Gene Ontology annotation, cellular component: cytoplasm; mitochondrion. Gene Ontology annotation, biological process: apoptotic mitochondrial changes; positive regulation of apoptotic process. The transcript is spliced from 9 exons. Gene Ontology annotation, molecular function: electron-transferring-flavoprotein dehydrogenase activity; flavin adenine dinucleotide binding. NCBI's taxonomy places the organism in Eukaryota, Metazoa, Chordata, Actinopteri, Pleuronectiformes, Pleuronectidae. The record is from RefSeq and is a predicted model, not a curated record. The coding region runs from base 228 to 1346 and encodes 372 amino acids.